Hibiscus syriacus is the source of this 907-nucleotide messenger RNA. RefSeq lists its product as uncharacterized. The record is from RefSeq and is a predicted model, not a curated record. The coding region runs from base 301 to 882 and encodes 193 amino acids. Lineage: Eukaryota; Viridiplantae; Streptophyta; Magnoliopsida; Malvales; Malvaceae. The transcript has a single exon.
UGAUUCGACUGGAUUCCACUCUAAUACGCUCCAGCAAUAUACACCGACGAACACAGAAAUGAAGUAGGAACCACUGUUUUCUCUCUCUUCUUUCCUACUUUUUUUUUUCAUUCUGCUAUAACCUGACGAGAUACUCCCUGCUGGCAAAGAUUCCAUCUUUCUCUUCCUUCCUUUCUCCUACCCAAAAAUUUUCCUGAGAAACAAUCACUGUUAUCCCGUUAGUUCGUUACUUUCAUGUAAAGCAGUUACUAUACUUUGCUGGGUCUUUUUCCUUUUUUCUUUUUUGGUUUUUGGGGAGAUAUGGGAUGUUCUAGUUCGAAGUUAGAUGAUCUUCCGGCAGUUGCUCUUUGUCGGGAAAGGUGUAGUUUUUUAGAAGAAGCGAUUAAGCAACGUUUUGCUUUAGCUGAAGCACACGUUGCUUAUACGGUUUCUUUGAAGUUAUUUGGGCAGUCUUUGAACAAUUUGAUCGACCAUGAUUUCAGAACUUCUUCGGCGGCUUUGCCUCCUUCUCCUCCAUCUCCUAAUAAGCUUAAAAGUAAAGCGGUGGAUCCAGUUCAAGUCGGGUCGAAUCCACCCAAGAAAGAUGCUGUUUCUCAUCACCAUUCGCAUUCGAAUUCCGGGUCUCAUCUUCACUUCCAUUCUGAUUCAGAUGACUCUGGCGGGUCUUUGCACCAUUCGGGUCAUUAUUCUCCUUUGCACAACGAUGGUGGGGGUCAUAUUGAGUAUUUGCAACCAAAUUAUCCCAAUUAUGGUGCUUUUGAAACUGGGUCUUUCCCUGGUGGGUUUAUGCAUAUGAAUUUCAUGAAGAAGCAGCCAACGCCGUCUAUCGUUUAUGCACAAAGGCCUGGGAAUCCAGAGAUAUUUUAUAUGGGUGAAUCUUAAUCUUCUUAUCCUAACUCUUACUUAA